Messenger RNA from Hemibagrus wyckioides, 4656 nucleotides. RefSeq names its product ribosomal modification protein rimK-like family member A (gene rimkla). Gene Ontology annotation, molecular function: ATP binding; metal ion binding; ligase activity, forming carbon-nitrogen bonds. Gene Ontology annotation, cellular component: cytoplasm. Bases 663 to 1844 code for a protein of 393 amino acids. NCBI's taxonomy places the organism in Eukaryota, Metazoa, Chordata, Actinopteri, Siluriformes, Bagridae. The transcript has 5 exons. The record is from RefSeq and is a predicted model, not a curated record. Gene Ontology annotation, biological process: protein modification process.
UCGAUUCUCAUUGGCUGCGUUUUUUUUCUUUACAAACGCGAGGAAGAGAAUUGUAAACGAAGCGCGUGCUUGAACAAAAUUGCAGGGUUGAAAAUAAAGCGUGCGUCUUUUCCAACCGCUUCAGCAUCGCGGCCUGAGUCAAGCCUGGAUCCUGCUCGUCACUACCGCCUUUCAGUCCACCAGUGAGACUAGGGAGCCGACGAUCCGCCUUCUCUCCAUCACUGCGUCUAUUCUCCACCAUUUUGUUGAAUUUUUCAGCCAUACCACUAGCGCGUGAGUGUAGAGUGGUGAGCCCCCGGCUUUGAGGCUUUUGUUUGCUCCGUGACAGGGCAGUUGAACGGUGCCCUCUUUCGGAGCUAUCGCUCGAUAGCCGCAUAGCCGGGCGCAGCCUUCCGCGGUUUCUAAUCUCAGAUUUUCCAAUUGGCUGCGUUAUUAAUUUGUUCAUCCUGCGGGAACCUGGAACGGAUGAGACGGGAGAACCUGGCAAUCGGUGGAAAAAAAUAACAGAAGGCGCUAACUUAAGUUAGCCCCGCGGCUGCGUCCCUAUUGUUUUGAGUCCCGUCACCACCCGAGCCCGGAUCCCGCGUGCUCUUAAAUCCAUCAUCAGAUAAGGUUUUUUUUUUUUUUACUGUUCAGCCAGUUUUAUUUCGAUAUUAAAUAAAAUGUGCUCUCGGGUGUGGUUUGUAACCGACCGGCGUAUUAGCCAGGAGUAUCCUCAAGUUCAGAUCCUGCGGGCUCUGAAGGAGCGAUGCGUCGAGGACGACGUUGAAUUCCGCUAUCUGUUGAUGGAUGAGAUCGUUAUAACCAUCACGGACGGACAGCUGGGUCUGCGAGUGGGGCAGGAGGUGGUGACGUCAUACCCACAGGUGGCUGUGGUGCGUGUUCCUACUCCAUGGGUGCAGUCGGACAGUGACAUCACCGUUCUGAGGCAUCUGGAGAAGAUGGGUUGCCGCCUGGUCAACCGGCCCAAUGCCAUCCUUAACUGUGUCAACAAGUUCUGGACAUUCCAGGAGCUUGCUGGACAUGGAGUUCCACUGCCUGAUACUUAUUCCUACGGUGGCCAUGACAACUUCCGUAAGAUGAUUGAUGAGGCAGAGCCAUUAGGUUACCCGGUCGUGGUGAAAAAUGCUCGCGGACACAGAGGUAAGGCGGUGUUUCUGGCCCGGGAUAAGCACCACCUCUCUGACUUGUGCCAUUUAAUCCGGCAUGAGGCUCCAUACCUAUUCCAGGAGUAUGUGAAGGAGAGCCACGGGCGAGACGUGCGCGUGGUGCUGGUGGGUGGCAGAGUGAUCGGUUCAAUGCUCCGCUGCUCAACAGACGGACGCAUGCAGAGCAACUGCUCCCUCGGUGGUGUGGGCGUGAUGUGCCCACUGAGUGAGCAGGGCAAGCAGCUGGCUGUGCAGGUGUCCAACAUCCUGGGCAUGGAUGUGUGCGGUAUUGACCUGCUGCAGUUGAAUGAUGGCUCCUUUGUGGUUUGUGAGGCCAACGCUAAUGUAGGCUUUAUAGCUUUCGACCAGGCGUGCGGGAUCGACGUGGCAGGUAUCGUGGCAGACUACGCCCUGUCGUUGCUGCCUAGCCGCCUCAGCCGUAAGAUGUCUCUGCUCUCCGUGGUGUCUAGCGCCAGCGAGACCAGCAGCGAGCCUGAAGUGUGUAUCCCCCCAGAGGCUUGCCCACCCGUCCCUCCCUGCACCAUCCCUGACGCUGUCAGCACCAUGAGCACCAGCUCUACCUCCAGCGAGAGUGAGACCGAGCUCGUUGAGAUAACCCACGCCCAGAGUGUGCCAGACCCCGCAUACAACAUCAACUCCCUCCUCGCAAAGGAGAUUAAGCUAUUGACUGAGUGAGCUGAAGAGAAAACGGCAACCACAUGCACAAACACACAGUCAUACACACAGCGCACAUACAUAUGCAUACACAUACAGUACAUGUACACAUGCAAAUAAGCAUACAGUGGUCAAAUGCGUACACACAUACAUACACUUGUGUUUUUGUACUAACCCAUUCUGAAAACCCUGAUGUGGAUCUGAGGCUGCUCCCCUGACAGUGACUGCAGAAGUGCAGUCUACACGCUGACCAAGCCUUAGUGCAGGCAUUCAGUGAGUGAGUGAUUGCCACUGUAUUUCAGGGUGCAUUGUACUGGAGAGUGGUUUUAGAAUGGAAAAGAUUUGGGGAAACGCGCGCACACACACACACACACACACACACAGUAUAGUGAGAGCCCAACACUAUUGUGAGGCUUUUCAAGCAUGCAGUGCAGUGUGAUGCAUUGAUUUAACAUGAAGGAAUAUAUCCCUAAUCCGUCUGUCUGUGUGCUCCUUUCAGGUGUGUUUGCAACCUCUAAAACACACACACACAGACACACACGCACACAGACAUUCACACAUCAGCAUGAACAUGUGUAAAGGACUGAAAAGCUGUACAUAUUCUCUUCCCAUUACAGUGGACUGGUGCACAGUUGUACAGAGUAAGAUUGCAUUCACCGUUUUUAGCUUCAGCACUUGUCCGCAUUUAAUAAAAGCGUCUUGUUGCAGAAGCGCACACACACACAGUUUGGGUAAUUAAGAUUUCAUUCUUAACCUGGAACCAGUCUUAAGUUUGUUUGUUUUUUUGUUUUUUUUCUAUUUUAGCUGUUUGACUUAGAAGGUGAGUAGAAAAUGGGGCAGGUGCUAUAUCAGCACUUUGGCAGUUCCUCUAUUUUUUGACUCAUUUAAGAUGUCGGAAUGAUAGAUUUUGUCUCCUUACAGUAUGCAGAAAGCAAAGAGGGUUAUAGAAGAUAACACCUAAAAUGUUUAACUGCCCCUUUUAAGAAGAAUAUCUUGCACCCUUCCCCAGUUCAGUGGCUCAGUUUGGUUAACAAGACAGUCAUUUCAGAGUACCCACUGUUCCCCUUUAUACGCAGAAGCAAUGGAACCAUUCUGUAGCGGUCAGGGAGCGGCGGCUUUGAGGGAGAGACGAACACAAGUAUGUGUUUUUAAAUGUACCACGUUCUCUCCCAGUUCACUCACUCAACUCGUCAAUACCUGUACAGACCUGCAUGUGCAGUAUGCGCCACACCCAAUGUUUACUUCACCCCUUCUGACCUUUAGCAUCUGAGCAGUGAGCUACAUAGAACAAGUAUUAUGUAUGAUGGAAUGCUUAUUAGGCUAAUGAGUACUGCACCGUAUGUCCAUAUGACUUUUUUCUUCUUCUUUUUUUUUUUUUUUUUUUUUUGCCAACACUAAAAUCUUAAACUGUUUGAAAUUUCUUUGUACGACAUAAACAAUAAAAUGAACUCUCAACUCAAAUGGGUCUAACCCAGUGGUGUACAGACUGGUGCUGUUCAGAAAAUUGUUCCAGUUUUUUUUUUUUUUUUUUGGAAAAGCUAGAAAUAUCCCUUGUCUAAAUGUUUGGAAGCAAAUUCUCUGAAUUCGGAUCAAAUUCGGAUGCCGUUUACCUCAAGGGUUUAACUUGAUAGAGCCUGAAUUAAUUUACAGUAUGGGACCAAACUGAACUCGGAUUAUGUUUACGCCAGAACACGGAUAUUACGUUCUUUACAUUUACACAACACUCCGAAACCCUGAUCAAUUCCAACUUGAAGUAGAAUUUCUAGUAGUAAACAUUUGAGGUUGAUUCAAACUCAGGGAAGCAGCCUGGAUCAAAUUCCUCCCCUGCCUCGUCUUGAAACAAAUCUGCUUAUAGUGUGUAUCGGCUUGCAACUAAGAAAAUGCUUCGAUGUAAUCAUGCACCUUUUUUUUUUUUUUUUUUGUUGUUGUUGCUUGUUUUCUAUUGUUCUUGGUUCUAAUGCUAAAACUGGUUUGUGUGCACUAAUCUCUGACUGGUGGUGAGCUUUAGCAGAAUGCUUUAACACACACGUCUAACAGCUGAAACACACACACACACACACACACACACACACACAAACACCUCCCCAUCCUCCAUGUUGUGAUUUGCUGUACCAUGUGUGAUGUGUUCCAUCAUCCAUCAGCAGACUGACUGGUAACUAAGCAACCGGACACACUCAUUCCUUCCUUCUACCAUGGGGAGCCAAUAAUAUGAGCAGCAGAGCUCCUUUAGCUUUUUUUGUUUUUAUUGUGUUGUUGAAAUCCUGUCUGAUUCCAAACCAACACCUGUGAUUUAAAUGGAGUGGCAAGUAUUAAGUAAACCAUGACCAGAGAAAUGUUGAUCACAUCGACAGUGCGAUGUGAAAGGACAGAGGGAAUUUGGUGCAAUAAAUUAUUUGCCAAAACCCGAGCAGGCACCAUACUGAUACGGUACCACUCUGUUGCCCACUCUACUAACAAAGAGACUGAGAAAAUGGCAUUUACUCACUACGUAAUAAUGUCAAGUUGCUGCUAAUGUUAAGUUCUGUUGAUUUCCAGGAUGUAAAAGGAAAAUGAGCAGAUUCCAGAUGUUAACCACAUUUCAUUGCCUCAUCUGUUUAUUUUCGUUUGUUUGUUUGUUUGUUUGUUUUUUUUUAAGUUACACGUUUCCCCUGAAUGCCAAAAAACCAGCAAUGUUAUAUAAUAUUAGGGAACCUAUUAGUGUUAGAACUCUAACAUCAAUGUUGUAUGUUACAAUAUUCUAAUAAUAAUAAUAAGAAUAAGAAGAAGAAUUAUAAUAAUAAGAACAAUAAUAAAAAAAGACAUUAUAAAAAAUGUCUGGAACCUGAAACGUGCA